AUGGAGGCUCCCCCUCCCGAAGGGCAGGAAUGGCCAGACCAGCGCUUGAAAAUCCUGGUGCCAGUCUGGACACUUAUGAUUCUCAGCACAGGUUUUAUGGUGUGGAGAUGCGUGUAUGCAUUCAUGCAGCGAAGAAGGUUCAUGAUAGCAGACUACCUGCUCAUCAUGGCUACUUGCCUCAAUAUAGUCGCAACCGCGAUUGCACAAGUGAUUGUCGAAGCAGGUCUCGGAAGACACAUCAUGGAUCCCACGGUGCUCCCUCAAAUUCUGCACUACAGCUAUUUCCUUUGGAUAGCCCAGAUUAUCAACAUCAUCGCCGUCGCAUUCUUGAAGUGGUCCAUCUGCGCUUGGCUUCUGGUGCUCAACUUCUCCAAAGUCUACCAGGCUCUAGUCUGGCUCUCAAUCGCAAUGGUGACGGCGUUCAAUUUCCUGGCUCCUGUCCUGACUCUCUUCGGCUGUAUCCCGCUGGAGAAGAAUUGGAACUUUGGAUACCAAGGCCCCAGCCGCUGCUGGGCGAAAGGAACUCUUCCACUGUCGUAUACCCAAGGUGUGAGCAAUAUUCUGACUGAUGUGGUCUACAUGGCUGCGCCAUUGAUCUACCUCUCAAGAGUGCAACUGUCGCGGAGAACCCAAUGGGGUAUCCGCAUCGUCUUCCUACUCAGUAUCCCCGCCACCAUCUGCUCCAUCUUCAAAACCAUCGAACUUCGCACCAUCACAAAGACCUCCGACCCAACCUGGGACGGUGUAAACCUCACCAUCUGGUCCCAAGCCGAACUCUCCAUCGGCAUCCUCAUCGCCUCCCUCCCACCCCUCCGCAAAGCCUUCGACCACUUCUUCCAGAAGAUCCUCCCCUCGACCAUCACUGGCAGCCACAAGACACCGCAAUACGCCUAUGGCCACUCCACCGGCGGCGGCGAUAUCCGUAUGAAGACAUUCGAAGGCAGCAAAGCCUACCACAGCCGCAUCCCCGGCGAAUCCAUCCUCGACGGCGACGACGAGAGCGACCGCGCCAUUCUAGAGGGCGAGGAGCACAAAGGUCCGGGAAUCCUGAAAAGCACAAAAGUCACGAUUGAGGAGUCAACGGGCGAGAUGAGCAGUAGUUCGAGUAGCGAGGUCCAGAAGAAGACGUCGCAGGAGAGCUACAAGCAGAGUCUGGAUUGGAAUUCGCCACAUCUGGAUCAAGGGCCUGCGCAUGCGCGGUAA
Messenger RNA from Plenodomus lingam JN3, 1203 nucleotides. RefSeq lists its product as uncharacterized. The record is from RefSeq and is a predicted model, not a curated record. NCBI's taxonomy places the organism in Eukaryota, Fungi, Ascomycota, Dothideomycetes, Pleosporales, Leptosphaeriaceae.